Messenger RNA from Suillus subaureus, 349 nucleotides. RefSeq lists its product as uncharacterized. Lineage: Eukaryota; Fungi; Basidiomycota; Agaricomycetes; Boletales; Suillaceae. The record is from RefSeq and is a predicted model, not a curated record. The transcript is spliced from 2 exons. The annotation marks the transcript as partial.
AUUAUGGACGGUCGUACCUGGCCAAAGUUACACAACUGAGUUUCCUCGUUCGAAACCCUUCUUCUAGAACUCAAGGCCCGAGAUGAAGAGGUCUCGUAACUAAGUUUCAAAUAUAAAAUGCAAAAAGUGACUCACCGUCUGUUAGUAAACCAUGCCGAUACUCACCAACGUCGAUUAGCUAGCCCUAUGUCUUGUUGGGGUUGGAAUGUAUCUAGUAAAGCAAGUGCUCAGCAAAAAGAACCCUGCACCAUGUCCACCCGGCCCUCGGGAUGGUCUCUUGUUGGGAACAUCACUGACGUGCCUAAUAUCAAGCCCUGGCUCACCUUCGCCAAGUGGGGCAAAAAGUAUG